Drosophila subpulchrella is the source of this 1681-nucleotide messenger RNA. RefSeq lists its product as uncharacterized. Lineage: Eukaryota; Metazoa; Arthropoda; Insecta; Diptera; Drosophilidae. The record is from RefSeq and is a predicted model, not a curated record. The transcript is spliced from 6 exons. Gene Ontology annotation, biological process: proteolysis. Gene Ontology annotation, molecular function: serine-type endopeptidase activity. The coding region runs from base 116 to 1627 and encodes 503 amino acids.
UUCAGCGGCUUGUUUUGGUAUAGUGGCAUUAUUGCUGUUCCAUGAAGUACAUGGACAGUUUCUGGAUUCGGAAUGUGAAAAAUACACUCCUGAUAAAUAUCGAUUUGCACCUUGGAUGGCAUUGAUUGUAUCAAACCAACAAAGUUGCACGGGAACUCUUGUUAACAAACAUUACGUGUUAACAGUAGCAAGCUGUGUAUUAAAUCAAAACCAGAUAAUCGUUCGCUUCGGAAGCAACAAAGAUUAUUACGUAAAAGAAGUCUACAUUCCCAAUCUCUACAACAAAAAUGAUAUAGCUCUGGUCAAACUAAUCGACCCUGUGCUUCACAUAAAACCGAUAUGCAUUUUAUUAAACGACGGCUUGAAGUUGGAAAGCAACAGCAAUUUUAAAGCCACCAACUGGGGCGCUGGUGGAAGUACAAUAACGAAAAGCAUUAAUAAAUUUGAAAAUAGAAAGUGCUCCAAUUCCUUUGGUGUAUACCCCGAUCAUACUGAGAUCUGCGCUGGCUAUAGUAACAUAGACAAAUGUGCGGAGCGCGGAAGUCCAUUGGUCGUUGAAAAGUUCACCAAUUAUUAUACACUAGUUGGAAUUCAGAGUUAUGGAAAUUUGGGAACUUGCUUGUACACCAAUAUUAUAAGGUAUUUCGACUGGAUAGUGGGAGUCGUGUUGGAGGUCGAUGUCAUACUUAAUACUUACAUUAAGGUUGUGGGCAAACAACAAAAAGCAAUAUUUUAUGAACCAGUGGUUCAGUUUUUGAGAAGCUGUGUUCUUGGAAUGAUGUAUUCCGCUGUAUGUUUUACUCUAUACUUAUGGAUUCUGCUUCAUCGGGGAUUGGCGCAGCUGCUUGAUGUAAACUGCGGUACAGUUUCUUAUCAUGAUGAGCAUUUGAUCUCCGACAGCCCCUGGAUGGCAUUGAUUGUAUUACCCAAUAAAACCUGCAGUGGCACUUUGAUACACAAACAAUUUGUCGUAACAUCAGCUAAUUGUUUGGUUGAUCAAAAAGAUUCAUCGUCAACUUUGUGGUUGCCUUCCAACAUCACCGUUCGUUUGGGGACAUCCAAGAUCCAUAAGCUGAAAAAUAUUGGCGAUGAAUAUCCACCUAAGAACUACAACGUCCAAAGUGCAUAUAUUCAUAGUCUCUAUGACAAAAAUAAUUUUAAUAAUGAUAUUGCACUGCUCGAACUAGCAGAAGAUGUGCUCUAUAAAGCCCACAUUAGGCCAAUAUGCAUUUGGUUACACGAUAUCGAUCUAGAAAUAUAUAAAACCUUUACCACCAACCUUUGGUACGUAGAUAAGAAUGAAAACCAUUUAAAAUCCCAGAUAAACAAAAUUACCAACUUCAAGCCAUCAAAGUGCAUAAAUGCCUUUAAAAUGUCACCCCAGAACACAACGAUUUGUGCUGGCUACAAAAACGAAAACAUCGGCAUGGAAUCUGGAAGUCCUUUGAUCAAUUAUAUCCGCCAUUAUAAUAACACACUUUCCACACUUUUUGGAAUACAAAGUUAUGGCGAAUUGGGAACGUUUUUAUAUACCGAUGUUACCAGCUACAUUGACUGGAUAGUGGGAAUCAUUAUAGAGGUUGAUGUCGUAGUAAACUACAAGGACGCCUCCUUUUUAGAUUCUUAAAAAAAGUAGCAAAUAUUUAUAUAUAUAUAAAUAAAAGGAGUUUUUCUAUAAAAA